AUGGACGUACCUAGCCUACAGAGACUAUUUUCAGCAUGCGAUGUCAACAAAUCGGGCGACAUCGAAUAUGAGGACUUCACCGUAGUGUGCCGAGAACUUCACGUACCCGAAAACGAGAUUAAAACUUUGUUUAACAAGUUCGACGCGGACAGAGAUGGAUAUAUAAACUACACCAGCUUCUCAUCCAAGUUCCAAGAGGUGUCGGAAACGUUGGACCUGUCCUCGUUCGCCGCCGUCGAGUCGUCCCACGGUCAGAUCUGUCCCUGGGACGAAUUCCUGGACAGGAACGAUGCGAUCCCGCUGCUCUCUGAAAGCCUGAGGACCAAGCUGUCGGGGUUGUAUCAGGCUAUAGUGGACUCCUCUAACAGCCCUCUGCUGACGCACUACGAGGUGGUCAUCAACUCUCUGAUCAGCGAGAGCAUCGACCACAAGAUGGAAACUACACAGCUGGAGACCAGCCUCAAACGCACAGAGGACAUGAACACAAGUCAGCUGGAAGAGCUUGAGGAAGAUCUCCAGAAGCAACUUGCUGCGGUGGAACUGCGUGUCAGAGACCAGGAGCACAAGAAGAUGGAGGAAAUGGUUGCCUCAAUGCAGAGGAGGCACGACAACCAGGUGGCAGAUCUCCAUGCCAGUCUGGAGAGACUAAAGAAGAGCCAAGAGGACUCCAAACUUGACCGCACGAAGGACGAUGUGACCCGGCUGGAGAGGAACGUCUUUGAGCUCACACAGGAAAACGAGCGGCUGCAAAGCUCUCUGCUGGCGGCUCAGACGGACGUCUCCGUUCUGCAUGUGGAGCUGGACAAGCUGAAGAACAUGUACACAGACCAGGGGCUGCAGCACCACAGAGAACAAGAUGACCUGAAGAGGAUGGUUGAGGAGUAUCAGUCUUACACAAAUCAAAUCCAGGCUCUGCAGGAGACGAACAAAAAGCUGUACGACAGUAAUGACGGUCUUCGCUCGGCGUUGGCCAAUGAGGCGGCGGUGGCGACCAAGAGGAGGCUAUCACCCAAAAAUGAAAUCCCUGCCAGACGAAUGAAGCCCAUUCGACAAAGCACAAUCAAUCAUGGCAGCGCAGAUCAGAGCCAACCCGGAGCGCCCCCGUACCAGCACGUGGCCCGCUGGGCCGAUAAGUACCUGGACAGCGGCGUGGCCAUGCCCGAGGACGCGGCGGAGCCCGAGGACCUGGUGGAGCCCGAGGACAGCGACGGGGACAGCGACGACUCCAUGGAGACGGUGCACCACAGCUACUCCUACAUCCAGUCCGACAUGGAGAUAUCAGAGGUGAAAUCUGAAGCUGCGAUGUCCAUCCCUCCGUCCCUGGGCUCGUCCUCUCUCGCCCUGUCCCUACGGAGACGCCUGUCCGCCUUCUCCACCAAGCCGGACGUUCUGGAGGAAGAGGGGCCGUCUCCAAUCUACCGCCUGGUUCUUGCUGGAGACGCAGGGUCCGGGAAGUCGAGCUUCCUGAUGCGCCUCACGCUUAACGAGUUCAGAACCGACAUGCAGACCACGCUGGGGGUGGACUUCCAGAUGAAGAAGCUGCUGGUGGAUGGAGAGAAGACAACCCUGCAGAUAUGGGACACGGCCGGCCAGGAGAGGUUCCGCUGCAUCGCCCGCUCCUACUUCAGGAAGGCCAACGGCGUUCUGCUGCUCUACGACGUGACGUCUGAGAGCAGCUUCCUGAACGUCCGGGCCUGGAUGGAGCAGAUCCAGGACUCCACGGAGGGGCAGAUCCCAAUGUGCAUCAUCGGCAACAAGGUGGACCUCCGGGAGGAGCGCCCAGUGGGCUGCGUGAGCACCGCCCACGGAGAGAAGCUGGCCAGCGUGUACGGGGCCUUGUUCUGUGAAACCAGCGCCAAAGAGGGAACCAACGUAGUUGAGGCGGUGCUACAUUUGGCGAGAGAAGUGAAGAAAACGAUCGUAGUGAGGGAUCAGUCGGAGUCGGAAGUGCGACUGAGUUCGAGCAGUCCCAAGAGGACUCUGACUGAAUGCUGUUAGUGUGGGCGCCGUUGUUUACUUUCCUGGGUGAAGCCAUGGAAAGAGAACCAUUCUACCCCCUUUUUACCUCCAUUUCAUUAUUAUUGCCUAUAUUUUAGUGUUUUAAAUCGUUAAAAGUGAUAUUAAAGAACUGAUUCUAAAGCUAAUAUAUUUUAUACAACCAUUAAUGAUUUGUCUCUGUAGAUAAUGUGAAACGUAUCUGUAGUUUUGUCCUUAUUUAAUGGAAUAUAUACAUAUAUAUUUUUGUGCAUUGUAUUUUAUAAACAUUUGCUUCUUCAAUUACUUUUGAUAUUGUCUGAUUGGGUUUGAUAGUUUGUUAAACAGGAACAUAAAUUGCUGGUAAGAAAAAUCAUGGGAUGCAUGUUUUCUUUCGGUUUUUAUUAAGCAUAUUGAGCUAAUUUAUUUUGUAUUGACAGUGUUUUAGGGCAUGGAUGUUACACGUGUCCAGGCAGAAGGAUGAUCUUUGGCAUCAUGUCAGCUACAAUGCAAUGCCGGGGGAUAGAUUCAUUUAAUUCAGCUGUUUAUAGUUAGCGCUUAAAAAAACAUGGAUCUACAUUAUAAAUAACUCUUCUGCUUUAUGAGCUCAUUAACAUGACUGUAAUAUUUACAGAUAUAACACUUUCAUUUUCAGUUGGAACGCAAUGCAAUGUUAGGCAUACUGCUGUCUGUCACCAGAACCUAUUAAAGAACAAUACUGGAAAAGAA
Molecule: messenger RNA, 2703 nt
Organism: Gadus morhua (Atlantic cod)
Lineage: Eukaryota; Metazoa; Chordata; Actinopteri; Gadiformes; Gadidae
Gene: rasef2
Product: RAS and EF-hand domain containing 2
Exons: 17
Coding region: 1-1998 (665 amino acids)
Molecular function (GO): calcium ion binding; GTPase activity; GTP binding
Source: RefSeq, a predicted model, not a curated record